This is a messenger RNA of Myripristis murdjan (pinecone soldierfish), 4296 nucleotides long. RefSeq names its product DnaJ (Hsp40) homolog, subfamily C, member 16 like (gene dnajc16l). The transcript is spliced from 15 exons. The record is from RefSeq and is a predicted model, not a curated record. The coding region runs from base 280 to 2709 and encodes 809 amino acids. NCBI's taxonomy places the organism in Eukaryota, Metazoa, Chordata, Actinopteri, Holocentriformes, Holocentridae.
CUAAUUUUGUAGCUAGCUCGCGAGGACGAGCUAACGACUGUAAAAGGAAAAGAAAUGGCUAGCAUGAGAUAUUUUGAAUGAUAGUAUGUCGUCUCGUUUACACACUUAGUUUUCAAGAAGCAGGUCGACCCGAUCAUGUAAGCUCAUGUCUUGACGCUGUCCGACUGUCCGUGUUAGUGUAGCUUUGUCACAGUAACAGUUUCUUUACCUGGCAGCUAGUCAGGUUAGCAGGCGUUAGCUCUGCUCGUUGACACUGAGGGAAGAAGAGAGUGGCAAGCAAUGAUGUUUGGGCGAUUACGCCGACAUCUUCGGAUAUCCCCAGUUUUGGUCACCUUUAUUCUGUUCGUCUUGUUGGCUGAGCAGUUGGUGAAAGCGUCAUCGGAAUAUGAUCCCUACAAGGUCCUCGGUGUCAGCAGGAGUGCCAGUCAAGCAGAAAUAAAAAAGGCGUACAAGCAUCUUGCCAGGGAAUGGCAUCCAGAUAAGAACAAGGAUCCUGGAGCUGAGGACAUGUUUAUCAAGAUUUCAAAGUCUUAUGAGAUUCUGUCCAACGAGGAGCGAAGGGCCAACUUUGACCGCUAUGGCCAGAUGGAUGAAAACCAGCCAUUUGGCCAGUCACAGCACCAGGGCUUCCGCAGCUUCCACAACAGCUUCUACUUUGAUGAGUCUUUCUUCCACUUCCCCAGGUCCAGGGACUUUGCAGACAGCAAGUACCUGCUGCACCACGCACAGUACAACAGUGUUGUGCUGCCAGACAGCCACAGGAGGCCCUAUCUAAUUAAGGUGACCUCUGAGUGGUGCUUUGCAUGCAUCCACAUUGAACCUGUGUGGAGGGAGACGGUGCAGGAGCUGGAGCCACUGGGUGUUGGCAUCGGCAUCGUGGACCUGGGCUAUGAACGACGACUGGCCAGCCAGCUGGGGGCCCACCGCGCUCCCUCCAUCAUUGGGCUAGUCAAUGGCAGGGUGACCUUCUUCCACCAGGCUGUUGUACGGGAGCACCUGCGACAGUUUGUUGAAGAUCUGCUGCCCCAGAGGCUGGUGGAAAAGGUAACAGAUAACAACUACCUGCCUUUUCUGAGUAACUGGCAUGUGGAGAAUAAGCCUAGUGUCCUCCUGUUUGACCAAGUACCUGUGGUUCCCCUGCUCUACAAGUUGACUGCCUUUGCCUUCAAAGAUUAUGUGCGUUUUGGCUACGUGGACCAGGGUGAAACAUCAAGCACUCAGCUACUGCGGCAGUUCAACAUUAACACAUACGCCCCCACCAUGCUGCUGUUCAAGGAGAACACAGAAAAGCCUGCUGACAUCAUCCAGGCCAGAGGGAUGAAGCGACAAAUCAUGGAUGAGUUUGUAUCCAACAACAAGUUCCUGCAGGUGCCGCGGCUGGUCAAUCAGCAGCUUUUUGAUGAACUGUGUCCCAUCAAGCAGUUCCACCGUCGAAGAAAGUACUGUGUGCUGCUGAUCACAGGCGAGGAUCAAGCCUUUGUUCCAGGCAACAAGGCCUUCCUGGACUUCGCCUCUGCCAACUCCAAAGACGUGCUGCGGUUCGCCUACGUCUACCAGCGCCAGCAGCUGCCCCUCUGUCAGGCACUGUUCCACAACCAGGCCACACUCUCACCUCAGGUGGUGAUUCUGGAGAGACGGAGCCAAGCCGGCAAGGUCCUUUACCGCUCUGUGACUGGCGGCUGGAACGGCAGCGAAGAGGAUAAGCACCAUCUCCACGAACAGCUGGAGCUCCUGCAGAAAGACCCUGCGUACCUGAGCUCAGACACCACCCUGCCAGAGCUCAACAAUGAGAUGGCCCCUAUGUUUCUCAUUCAGUGGAUGAACGCUGCUUAUGAUUACAUCCUUCAAUUAUAUGACGAUUUUCUUUACUCAAACUGGCGAGAGAUGAUGCCCAUCCUGUCGCUGAUCUUCUCAGCUCUCUUCAUCCUCUUCGGCACUGUCAUCAUUCAGGCCUUCAGUGAGUCCGAGGCAGACAAGCCCCAGAAACAAAAACCAAAGGAAGCACCAAAAACUGAGGAUGAAGCGUCCAGUAGAGCCAGUACCUCAAGCCGUCCUCCUAAGAAGGAUUUUGUCGAGGUGACAGAGCUGACGGACAUCACCUACACCAGUAACUUGGUCAAGCUGAGGCCUGGCCACAUCAAUGUUGUCCUGGUGCUCACCGAUUCCUCUAAGAAUGCCUUGCUCAGAAAGUUUGCAAAGGAGGUUUUCUCUUUCUCCGGGACUCAGACCCUCCACUUCUCCUUCCUCAAUGCUGAUAAGCACUCUCACUGGAUGCCCUCACUCCUGGCCUCAACCCCGGACGCUGCACAGAACCUGGGCCUUUCAGAUGAUGAUGAGGAGUCCUCGGACUAUACCGGCCAUGUCCUGGCCCUAAAUGGCUACAAGAAGUACUUUUGCCUCUUCAGGCCAGUCUUCACUGGGGACGAUCCCAGUGAUGCCUCAUUUUCCUCUGACGCUUCGUUGUCCUCUGCCAGCAGGAGAAAGUCACGCUCUAGGUCCCGGUCCCAGUCUCGAUCCCGGUCCCAUUCCAGGGAAGAUGGGGCCGGCUCGAAGAGAAGCUCAACCAGGGCCACCAGCCUAGAGGUCCACCACAAGCUUGACAGGCUGGGACUGUGGAUGGAGAGGCUGAUGGAGGGCACGCUGCCUAGGUUGCGUGUCCCUGCCUGGCCUUCGCUUGAUGCAACCAUGAACACCUCCACGGAGAGCUGAGGGGAGUGCCACAAGCGUGUGAAAGGGAAAGGGAGAGGUAGCAGUUGUGGUCCUGCUUCCUGAGUAGCUCUUUGGUAAGAAAUCUGCAGUGCAGCUUGACAGUUUUUAAAUGGUUUCCUACGUUCUCUGCCACACACUUGAACGUAUGACAUUAAACUGUAGACAUCUUGAGUUGCAGGAUGUCUGUUUCUCUUUAAGUUAACUUAGAGCAGAUUGAAGAUUGAUGGCUUAGGAAAGAACGCUACCACAGACUUUUAAGAUGCACCUUAGAUCUAAAGGUAGAUCCCCACCUGAUACUUGGUACUUUUCCCUUUUCCUGGCACGCACUAGCUUAAAUAUCAUCUUUAUUUGAAAUAUUGGCAGAAGGAUUUCUAAACGAUGGAGCUUUCUAAGUUAUGUUUCUUUCAUAUACUGUAAGGCUCAGGCUUGUCUAAGACUAACAUGAAGCUAAUGAAGCUAAGACUGUUAAACAGCUUUUGGAGCCAGCCAUGACUUUGUCCUAUAGUGUCAUAACCUUUUCAUGGAAAAUUCUGAAAAUAUCAGAUCUUGCCAUCGGCUUUCACAGGAAGAGGAUUACUAGCAUAAAAGGUGUGGAAACUGAACACAUUGCACUGACUAUAUAGGUAAAAUUUUUGUUUUUGUAAAUUCCAAGGACCCUAUUCAAUCAUACUUGGUUAUUGAUCGAUCUUGUUAUUAUAUAUUGUUAUUAUAUUUCUUUUUGCAUCGCAAGCAUGAAGGCAUAUAUUAAAACAUAAUAAGCAGCAAUAUAUAGCCUAACUUAUAUAAUUACAUUCAGUGUAAUAUACAUUUACACUAUAAUUAUUUUAAAGUUAUAUGAAAUUCCUUUUCACAAAAUGCUGUUGAUGAGUUGUGAUUGAAUAGGGUUCUUCUGUCAUGUUUUCUAGUGCUGCUGUGGCCUAGUUGUCAUACGCAAUGUGGCAAUUUUUGGCUGUUUUGUUUGGGAUUUAAGCAUGUGUAUUGCCUUGUUUGAAAUUCAAUAAGGUCAAAUACAGGUUUGAGAAGUGACAUCCAGAACUUGGAAAUUUGCCUUUAUAUAUAUGUUCAGUUUGUUUUUUUGUUUGUGGCUGAAUUCACUUUUUAAUUCAGUGUCUACUGUCUAAAUCAGGGAUAAAUGAUGGAUAAAUUGUACCAUGGUCCUGUUGCCCUUUUAAGUCUCUGCCCUUAAAACACUGUAAAUGUUAUUGCAUGGAAUAAGUAGACCUAAAUUCACUAAUAGGUGUAUAGUUAAAUUACACUGGCAGCUUUACUAUUUCUUCCCAAAUUAUGUGCUUGCAAAAAUGCCCCCCUUUAUUUUUCAAAUUUAAUGAUUUGCUGCUCACUAAGUUACAUUUGCAGUACACUAAAACUUAUACACUAUAACUUUAACAAUCAGUCGGUUUGUGUGUCAUUUGAAUGUCAUUUUUAUCUGUAUCCCAUUGUUGAAGAGAGAGUGCAACUGUUGUGAGAAGAAACUGUUCCUAAAACACAGUUUAUUUAUGAAAGUAUGUAGAUAAGCAGUUGCUUUGGUAUUUAUUUCAUUUCGCCUCCAUGCUUCUUAAAACUAAUAAAUAUUUUUUAGUCUACAAC